Messenger RNA from Drosophila obscura, 2807 nucleotides. RefSeq names its product serine/threonine-protein kinase SBK1. Bases 1101 to 2717 code for a protein of 538 amino acids. The record is from RefSeq and is a predicted model, not a curated record. The transcript has 7 exons. Gene Ontology annotation, molecular function: protein serine/threonine kinase activity; ATP binding. NCBI's taxonomy places the organism in Eukaryota, Metazoa, Arthropoda, Insecta, Diptera, Drosophilidae. Gene Ontology annotation, biological process: peptidyl-serine phosphorylation; peptidyl-threonine phosphorylation.
ACUAUCGUCUAUGUCGGAUGCAGAAUCAUACGCGGGAACAACAGUGCAACAUUAAAUAUACAUAUAUACACACAUAUGUAUGGUCAUAUCUGUGUGCAUAUGGACUCCAAAGUUAACGCUUUUCAGGCGCCUCCAAGUGGCAUUCUGUGUAGAUUCGCGAGUCGGUAGAGUUCGCGCUGUUGGUUACAUUUGAGCCGAAUUUUUUUGGGCUGAAAAUCCAUAUAAUUUUGCAAAGGUUUUUAUAUAAGAGGGAGAGGCGAGCAUUAUUUUUAAUUUAGCUGUUGAUAUUAUGCAUAAAGCGGAAAAUCAAAGAGAAAGCAAACAUCAAAACGGAACACCGAAGCCGGGAGAGUGAGUGAGCGAUCGAGUGUAUAGAUCGGUCGCUGUGAGGAGAACAGAAGGCGGCCUGGUUCUAAAAUCUGGUCGGGGCGAGAGAUCUCAAAAUUCCGUAUUGCGUGUGGAUACAUAUCUAGAAAGAUACAUACAUACAUAUAUCUACAUACAUACACAGUGUGUCGGAGAUUAUUGUUUGGUGAAUUUCCACUAACACAACUGCAGCAGCAGUCCCCUUCGUCCCCUUAGCGAAAGUCCAUUCACGGAACGUUUACAAAGUGCUCGAGCGUCCGCGGCCCUAUCAGAUCUACCAGGAAGUAAAACGCAGCAAACUGAACAAUUCAUCUCGUAAUUUACUUUGGCUGUAGCCAGAAACAGCGGACAACGGACAACGGACAACGCACAUAAAUACGGAUACGAGUACUACUAGCGCCGCGUAUAAAGGAGGAAUCCAACCAACAGAUAUAGAAAUGUUUUCCUUCGGCGCUGUUUCUGCUGCUGUCGCUAUAAAUAUUUACAAAAUGUAAAUAUGUAUCUAUAUACACGCGAGCACAUACCCCUGUAGAUACACAUAAGCGUAUGUGCAUAAAUAUAUAUGCGUGCACGGGCCGCUUUUAUUGUCUUUUUGUGGUUAAAGCUUCGAACCGAAUCGCUAGAUUUCAAAUUGAAUCAGGGAUUGAAUCUAAGCAGCGCAAGUGAUGUGAAGUGAGAUACUUUGGUUCGAGACAAAUAUUUUCAACCCAAAAGGUCCUAUGUAAACAGGCAAAAUGUCAAAGAAACCACGCGGAAACAUUCACAAGAUCCGGGAAUUCGAGUUGGAGAAGAUCCAGCUUGUGGACGAAUUUGAUAUAAUACAAAUUGUGGGUGAAGGAUGGUUCGGCAAGAUACUUCUGGUGGAGCACCGCGGAUCCCAGACAGAAAUGGUACUCAAGGCGGUACCCAAACCGUAUGUGACGCUGCGCGACUUCUAUCGGGAGUUUCACUACGGACUCCAUUUGGGCGUGCAUCGGCAUAUUGUGACCACGUAUGAUGUGGCAUUCGAGACGGCCGGUUUCUAUGUAUUCACCCAGGAAUAUGCGCCGCUAGGGGAUCUCACAUCGAAUGUGACGGAUACGGGCGUGGGCGAGGUGUACAGCAAGCGCGUGGCCAAGCAGCUGGCUUCCGCCAUAGACUACAUGCAUUCAAAAGACAUAGUGCAUCGGGACAUCAAGUUGGAUAAUGUGCUCAUCUACCGAGCGGACUUUCAACGCAUCAAAUUGUGUGAUUUCGGCGAGUCCUUCCCGACGGGCGCCAGCGUGGAGCGGCGGAACGAGUGGCUGCCCUACAGCCCCCCAGAAGUAUUAGAAAUCAAGCCCGAGGGCAGCUACAAAGCCGAUCCUAGCCAUGAUGUUUGGCAGUUCGGCAUUGUGAUCUUUGUCUGCCUGACCGGCUGUCUGCCUUGGCAGAAGGCAGCCUCGGAUGAUCCCCGCUAUGUGCGAUACUCGGCCUGGCAGGGGGGUCUCAUGAUGAUGCCACUGCGGCGCACGCCUCGACUCUUCAAGCUGCUCACCUCCAAUGCCCAGCGCAUGUUUAAGCGGUUCUUCGCGCGAAUGUCGAACCGUCCCAAGAGUCUGGCGGAUGUAACAAAGUUCCUCGACGAUCGCUGGCUGGCCAAGACGGCUCAGAAGGAUAUGGCCGAGUACGAGACGGACGAGCUGUGCCCAUCCAUGUACUCCUUUCACAGCAGCCCCGAUGAGAAGAACCGACUGCUCUACACAUUGGCCGACUGCGGGAUCGAGACGAAUGUCGAUCGCCAGCAGAAGAAGAAUCGCAUCAAAGACUGGAUAGAGUCGUCCAUCAUCACAGAGGAAGAUGAGGAGGAGAACGAGGAGACAAACUCGGCAUCGCCCUCAUCAUCAGUUUCCCGAGAGCCGCUGCCCGGCCACAUCUCCUCGCUGCGCAAACCGCUGGAACAGAGCCCCAAGGAGGUCAAGAGCACCUUGAAAGACGCCACACAGAAGCACUUCGAUCCACGGACGGGGGCCCUGCAACAGGGUCCCAGCGAAAUGGGCCAAGUGCCCAUGCAAUAUUCCAAGUCCGCCAGUCCCUCCAACUACAGCACAGCCUCCACUCUGAACAAUGCAGACAGCCUGCUGACACUGGGCUCCAGGCAGGAUCUGCUUGCUAGCAACCUGACCAUGUACACCUCCAUGGAGACGGAGCUGAAUCGACUAGUUAAAGACAGUGCCUACGGAUCGGCCGACGUGAGUGAGAUGAGCAGGAAGAGCCCUAGGAAUCCUCAGCACCAGCGCUUGGAAGACUCCCACAUGAAAGACACGGCGUACGAUCGCGCAGCGGUCACCAGCAGCAGCAGCAACAACAUCGCCCGGCGCCUGCGCAGAUAGCAGUGAUCCGGCCUAGUGGUGACGGGAUAUGACUCCAUGCAUACAUAUAGCAACUGAUUAACAAGUUCCAAUAAAUAGAUAAUGUACAUU